UAAUAAAUUUCGAUCUCUGAUACUUCUCGAACUUCAGUUGUCAUAUGUCCUUUGCCUAUACCAAAAAUUCAAAAUUAUCGUUCACAAAUGUCAAAUUUAAAUGAAAAUUUCAUGUUCAAAUCAAAAUGUUCAAUGCGACAAGUAAAAUGACUUUCCCAUUAAAUAGACGUUUAUUUGAAGUAAUAUGAAGAAAUUACUAGGGUAAUUACCCUUAUCAAAAUAAGGAUUUACUCCUGCUGGAUACAAAAAAACAUUAUAUAUUAUUUAACCAAUCGUCAAUUUCUUCCAUAUCUAUUUCUUCUAUAAAAAUCAAUUGCUUUAGAUUUCAAUAAAUUACAAUUAGUUUUGAAUAAAUUAGAACAUUAGUUUGGAGAAUGAAUUUUGUUAACUCGUAGUUUAUUUUAAACUUUUUUCUUGUAGUCAAAAAGCUUAUUUUCGCCAGAAAUGGCGACGGUACCGAUAAUAAAAUGUAUGUCGAAUGAGCAACUGCCCAGUAUGAGAUCGGUAAAUGAGAAAAACGGUGAAAAAGAAAAGAAAUUGACAGUGCUUGAAUCGCAUGGUUAUGCUCUCGGAAAGACUAUAGGUUCUGGAUCUUACGCCACUGUCAAAAUCGCGAAAUCCGAUCGACAUGACUGCCAAGUGGCGGUGAAAAUAGUUUCAAAAUUCCAUGCGCCCGGAGAGUAUCUCACGAAAUUUCUGCCCCGCGAGAUCGAGGUGGUCAAAGGAUUAAAACAUCCGAAUUUGAUUCACUUUCUGCAGGCAAUAGAAACUACACAUCGAGUAUACAUUAUUAUGGAAUACGCGCAGAAUGGCAGUCUACUCGAUAUUAUACGACGUGAUACUUAUAUCGACGAAUUACGUAGUCGCAGAUGGUUCCGACAACUCCUGGAAGCUAUUGAUUAUUGCCAUGAGCAUGGCAUAGUACAUAGAGAUAUAAAGUGCGAGAAUCUGCUCAUGGAUUAUCGUUUCAACAUCAAAUUGUCUGAUUUUGGAUUUGCACGUGGCCAGAUGAAGCAAAAAAAUGGCGAGUGGCCUCUCAGCACAACUUAUUGCGGCAGUUAUGCUUAUGCAUCGCCUGAAAUUCUACGUGGCAUCCCUUAUCAGCCUCAGCUUUCUGAUAUAUGGUCGAUGGGUGUGGUGCUUUACGCUAUGGUUUAUGGUCGGCUGCCAUUUGACGAUACAAAUUUUUCGCAGCUACUAAAGCAAGUCCAAAACAAAGUGAUCUUUCCUAAACGUCCUAAGGUAUCUCAGUCAUGUCGCUUUCUCAUCACCCGUAUAUUAGUACCUCAAUCUGCACGAUUACGUAUCAAUAAUAUAAGAAGUGAUGCUUGGCUUGAAACAUCUGUCGUUGCUCAAACAUCAAUUAGUGGCAGAUUUAUCGGAGUAUUAUCUACAAUGCCUGCAACUAAAGAGUCCAAAAUAUUCGAUGAAUGUAUAGUAUCAAUUACUCCUGCUAUUUUUCAAGAAAACGAAAAAUCAGAAGAUAUUGCUGUCCAAGAUAAUACGGAAAUAAAAAAAACUGACUUAAAUAUAAAGAUAUAA
Pogonomyrmex barbatus (red harvester ant) is the source of this 1542-nucleotide messenger RNA. RefSeq names its product testis-specific serine/threonine-protein kinase 4. Gene Ontology annotation, cellular component: cytoplasm. The record is from RefSeq and is a predicted model, not a curated record. Gene Ontology annotation, molecular function: tau-protein kinase activity; ATP binding. NCBI's taxonomy places the organism in Eukaryota, Metazoa, Arthropoda, Insecta, Hymenoptera, Formicidae. Gene Ontology annotation, biological process: intracellular signal transduction; microtubule cytoskeleton organization; protein phosphorylation.